AUGACUAGUACAGAAUUUAUAUCAACAAAAGUAGAAACAAAAUUAUCAUUUCAAUUGGAUAAAUUUGUUCUUCGCCUUCUAAGUUUAGGUAAAUGUGAGAAACGUCUUGAGAAUAUUAUAACAGAAGGUGAGAUAAAAGAAUUGAUACAGGCAACAAAAGAAGUUUUUAAUAAACAACCAAUAUGUUUAGAAAUAGAACCACCAAUUAUAAUAUGUGGUGAUAUUCAUGGGCAGUAUCCUGAUUUAUUAAGAUUAUUUGGUCAUGCAGGUUUUCCACCAGAAAAAAAUUAUCUUUUUCUUGGUGAUUAUGUUGAUAGGGGUAAACAAAGUCUUGAAGUUAUUAUAAUGAUGAUGGCUUAUAAAGUUUUAUAUCCUGAUUCAUUUUUUAUAUUAAGAGGUAAUCAUGAAUGUUAUAAAGUUAAUAGAAUUUAUGGAUUUUAUGAAGAAAUUAAUAGAAGAUAUAAAUCACCAUCAUUAUACGAUGACUUUUCAAAUCUUUUUGACUUUAUGCCACUUACAGCUAUUGUAGGUGAUAAAAUAUUAUGUAUGCAUGGUGGUUUAUCACCAGAAUUAAAAAAAAGAGAUGAUUUAAAAAAUAUUCCUAGACCUAUAUGUCCUUAUAAAAAUAGUAUAGUAUGUGAUUUACUGUGGUCAGAUCCUGAUUCAAGUGCUAGUGGUUUUACCGCUAAUGCCAGAGGAAUUUCUUAUCUUUUUGGAACUAAUGUUGUUCUUAAAACUUUAGAAGACCUUAAUUUAGAAUUAAUUUGUAGAGCACAUCAGGUUGUCCAAGAUGGAUAUGAAUUUUUUGCAAAUAAACGCCUAGUAACAAUAUUUUCAGCACCUCAUUAUUGUGGUCAAUUUAGUAAUAAUGCUGCUUAUAUGGAAAUUAAUGAAGAUUUAUUAUGUAAUUUUGUUAUUUUAAAACCAUCAAUAAAAAUGCGUAUUGUUGCUGGACCAACGCCAAAAGGAGAUUUAUCUUUAUAA
Molecule: messenger RNA, 984 nt
Organism: Strongyloides ratti
Lineage: Eukaryota; Metazoa; Nematoda; Chromadorea; Rhabditida; Strongyloididae
Product: Serine/threonine-protein phosphatase PP1-beta catalytic subunit
Exons: 2
Coding region: 1-984 (327 amino acids)
Cellular component (GO): cytoplasm; nucleus
Molecular function (GO): protein serine/threonine phosphatase activity
Source: RefSeq, a predicted model, not a curated record